Colletotrichum acutatum is the source of this 955-nucleotide messenger RNA. RefSeq lists its product as uncharacterized. The record is from RefSeq and is a predicted model, not a curated record. Lineage: Eukaryota; Fungi; Ascomycota; Sordariomycetes; Glomerellales; Glomerellaceae. The coding region runs from base 255 to 755 and encodes 166 amino acids. The transcript has a single exon.
CCCCAUCAAAUCGCAUCAUCUCAAUCACCAAAAGUCUACCGCCGUGGCUUUCUACAGCACGAGCCUGCGCUUCCGUCGAACUGUAAGCUGCCAGCGAAACACCUCUCGCAUCGCCCGCAAGCUGGGAUCAGCAACGCAGCCAAGACCCCUUCCGAGCCGUUGCCGUCUUCACCUGCGCGCUUGUCACCAAAGUCUGUUCUUGCCGAUGCCCAUCCGUUCCUCUUCUAGCUCACGACAACAAACGGACGAAACGCAUGGCCGCGAGAGCCAAAUUUAUCGUAAAUAUCGACAAUAGAGCCGCCUGGAUUCCUUACAAAGUCAUCUGCCCACCGCUCAAAGGGUCUCGGCCCGCUCUCGUGCCCUCCAUCGCCUGGCCCCGCAUGCUUCCCGUCGUUUCGCCUCACCAAGUUCGUACAUCACAUUCGCAAGUCGUUGCCACAGCUUCUGUUUAUCCACCACGUACUUCUUGGUCUUGCCGCUCCUUCUCUCUGUCUUGUUCUCAAUCGGGCUGCGUUCGAAGCUGCCAGGCUGUCCAGAGAGUCUCCUGCUUGUUUCUCAUCACCAUCAUCAUCUCACCCAAACGCCGUGUUGGAGACUGGCAAGGGGUGGCUCUAGCAGAAACGGGAGUUGGCUGCGUCCCACACUUAAUUGCAUGGCUACGCCCUGCCGCUCCACCACUCUACCUGUGGGCGCCAGGCAGUACUCAUGCUUCAAGGUCACGUCGGCUGUUGUUAGGCCACCUUCAAGCUAUGUAACGUCCAGCUCCAGCAGUCAACAUUGAACAUUGACCAACAAGCACACGGUUCAGCAGUUCCAAGACCGAUGCUCUACUGUGUACUCCGUAGCAACCUACAGAUGCGCCGUGCUGGUCGAGGGUCUUUAACCUUAAAAAGAAGCAAUAGGUCCGAUCUGACCAAAUGCUUCUUGCCAGUUAACGAGCGCACAUGCUUGGAGC